AUGGCCAGCGCUGGAAGUAGUAGUAGCGCAUGGAACGUGCAGGCGAAGCUGAGCCAGCUGGCGGAGCAAGCGGACGAGGAAGAUCAACGCACCCGUCGUCGGAAGCUUCUCGGCUACUUCCUCGUCGUCGCGCUCCUGUGCGUCGUCCUUCUCACUCUCAGCUUCCCCUCGGCGGUAUUCUCACCUUCUGAUUCAUUCCCAUCCGCGCAGAGUUCCCUCGGAACGUUCAGUAGCAGCAGCAGCAGCAGCAGAUUCAGCUAUCCCUUCUCUCCGCCUUUCCUGUCGCGCGGCGGCGCGUCGACUCACACUCUUCCCGACGACUCCGAGGUUCUCGUAUGCGCAACCAACACCACACGCGCCAGCGCCGCGACGUACGCAAAAUCAGACCCAAACUUCCCACGACCAAUCCCGUGGGUACCGCAGCCAAAGAAAUACCUGCUAGCGACGUGCGUGAGAGGACGGCUGACGAACCGCCACGAGUGCCUGCACAAGUCGCUGCUCGUCGCGAUGCUGCUCAACCGCACGCUCAUCGUGCCGCCUCUCGACGUCUGCCCUCGCGCGUUCUUCUCCCAUCCGCAGUUCAAUCUCGCCAAUUCCGUCGAUCUGGAUCACCUCAGCGCGUGCUUCGGAGGGGCCGGGGGAGCCGCCACCCAAGGCGCAGCAGCGGCGGCGGCGGCGGCGGCGGCAAAUGAAACGGGAAUGGCGCCGCCGGGGGGUGUGGGCCCCGGCGUGGUCACGCUACAGCAGUACCUGCAGUCAAAUCAGCUCACGAUGCUCACAGUGAACCUACUCGCCUGUGGCCUAGCGUACGACCCUCCCCCUGAAAGCUGCCCAGCCUUCUCCGCGUGCAACAACGACCCUAAAACUAUCCCCAUAGCCUUCCUAUCAGGCCAUUCCACUUUAGUCCUUCCUGCUGGCCGGCUAGCAGACCUAGCCUCCCGCCUGCACCAAGCCCUCCCUCAGGCCUCCAAUGUGCCUGUGCUGUGCCUGGGGGAUUUACUCUACGUAGACACGAGUGACAUUCGAGAGGAAGGGCCGUUUCUUUCUCGGGAUAUCCUCCCCACCGACUGCCCGUUCCCGCUCAGGCCACCCCCCAAUGCUGUGGCGGCAGCAGCGUGGUUCAUGCAGGAAUACACGGGGAGCGAUUUUGCCGCUCUGCACUUGAGGCGGGGGGACUUUUACUCGCGGUUUCAGUGGUCUCAGGGUGCGAAGGCGGAUUACUUCCCCUUGGAAACGAUUGCAGAUUACAUUGCGGAGACUCUAGCCGCCGCUAAUGCCGCCGCUGCUGCUGCUGCUGCUGCUGCUGCUGCUGCUGCUGGGAUUGGCACUGCUGGUGUGGCUUUCCAAGCUGGGCGUGUCAGUUGUUGGGACAGCAUACUCUGUGAGGGGAGGAGCAAGGAGGUGACUUUGUCAGCAGCAGGACUCUACGAUUAA
This is a messenger RNA of Closterium sp. Naga37s-1, 1434 nucleotides long. The record is from the annotation of a GenBank genome assembly. Lineage: Eukaryota; Viridiplantae; Streptophyta; Zygnematophyceae; Desmidiales; Closteriaceae.